Messenger RNA from Entelurus aequoreus (snake pipefish), 1082 nucleotides. Its product is annotated as CMP-N-acetylneuraminate-beta-galactosamide-alpha-2,3-sialyltransferase 1-like. The transcript is spliced from 6 exons. The record is from RefSeq and is a predicted model, not a curated record. NCBI's taxonomy places the organism in Eukaryota, Metazoa, Chordata, Actinopteri, Syngnathiformes, Syngnathidae. The coding region runs from base 1 to 948 and encodes 315 amino acids. Gene Ontology annotation, molecular function: beta-galactoside (CMP) alpha-2,3-sialyltransferase activity.
AUGAUCAGAGUGAGGAAGAGGAGGGCCCUGGUGGUCGUACUUUGUCUGUGUGCCUUGGGUAUGGUCUCUAUAUCCAAAUGGAAUAGGAUGUCCUUGUAUCUGGAAAAGUGGCUUGAGUUGAAGUCAUGCAACUGCCAGAAAUGUUUGAAUGACAGCAACAAGGACAUUCAAGAACUUUUGGCCGCGUCGCCCAAGCCCUUCUUGUCCAAGGGCGACACAAUCUCUGAGUCAAAUUUUUACCGGUGGAGGCGUUUGAAGGGGGAUAAGCGUUCCUUCGAUUUCUUCAAGAUAAGUGCCGAACAACUAUUCACCGUCUUUCCAGCCGUGCCCAAACUAGAGGAGCCGUCGCCUUACCGCUGCAGGAAGUGCGCGGUGGUGGGCAAUUCUGGCAACCUCAAUGGUUCACGCUACGGAGAACUGAUUGAUGACCACAACAUCGUGAUCAGAAUGAACGGAGGGCGCACCAAAGGCCACGAGACAGACGUGGGCAGCAAGACGACGUAUCACGCCAUGUAUCCUGAGAGCGCCAGAUAUUUGGACAACACCACACAUCUCGUCUUCUUACCAUUCAGUGUCAGGGACUUCCUGUGGCUGCUCAGUACCUUUACUCCCAGAGAAAACGGUGAGGAGAACCCAGCGCAGCGAGGCAACAAGGACUUGGUGAUGAUCGUCAACCCCGCUUUCAUAAUCUACGCCGAUCAAGUCUGGAUGAAGAACAAAGGCUACUACCCGUCCACCGGAUUUAUUGUCUUUGUUCUCAGCUUGCAGAUGUGUGAUGAGGUGAGUGUUUUUGGGUAUGGAGCAGACGGAGAUGGAAACUGGUCCCAUUAUUAUGAAAUCCUACAGAACAAAGAGCUGAGAACUGGACCUCACCCUGGCGUGCAUGAGUAUAACAUGAUGCAAGAGUUGCACCGCAAUCAUGUCAUUCGUUUUUAUAAAGGAGUCUAAUGUUUGUCUAAUAUUAAUCAUCUUUUUUUCUUUACGUACGUCAGCUGCUUUUUGAAGCACUUGCUUAUUUCGACGCAAUUUUCAUCAUUUCACUUUGUAGCCACAAUUCAGUAUUUUUGUGCUCUCAUUUGUCC